This is a messenger RNA of Camellia sinensis, 1433 nucleotides long. The record is from RefSeq and is a predicted model, not a curated record. Lineage: Eukaryota; Viridiplantae; Streptophyta; Magnoliopsida; Ericales; Theaceae.
GUGCUGGAAUAUUUGGCCACCUCUCUGACUCCAUCCUAGGCCGAAAAGGCUCUCUCACGAUCGUAUGCAUUUUAAAUGCCAUAUUCGGUUGCUUAACAGCACUCGCCCCAGACUUCCGUACUUAUACUCUCCUUCGUUUCCUUACUGGCUUCAGCACUGGUGGCGUUGGCCUCUGUGCGUUUGUUCUCGCCACUGAACCCGUCGGCCUCUCAAAGCGUGGCGUUGCUGGCAUGUCCACAUUCUACUUCUUCUCCACCGGAAUUGCCUUCCUAUCUGGCAUAGCUUACAUUUUCCAAUCAUGGCGUGCCCUCUACAUUGCCACCUCUAUCCCCUCCAUCCUCUUUCUCGUCAUCAUCCUCCCUUUCAUCUCCGAGUCCCCGCGAUGGUUCCUCAUACGUGGAAAAACCAAUGAAGCCAUGAAAAUCAUGCAAAACAUCGCAAAAGUUAACGGAAAACAUUUCCCAGACGAUGUCUCCCUUGCCCUUGACGAGGAGGCUAACAACACCACCACCAACAACAAGGUUGAAGCGAAAGCUGCAAACGAGGCGAUAACAGGUUCUGUCAUAGACGUAGUUCGAUCGCCCCUGACCCGUGUCCGGUUAUUUCUCUCAGUCGCCAUUAACUUCUUGUGCUCGGUCGUUUACUAUGGGUUGAGCUUAAACGUCGUAAACCUCGGAACCAAUCUGUACCUGAAUGUUUUUCUUAAUGCAGUUGCAGAAAUGCCAGCAUUUUUGCUAACUGCGCUUUUAUUGGAUAGGUAUGGGAGGAAGCCAUUGGCAAUUGGAACGCAAUGGUUUAGUGGGUUUUUUUGCAUUAUAGGGGGUUUAAUGGGCGGGUUUGGGAUUUGGAAGUCGCUCAGGAUGGUUUGUGGCAUUUUGGGGAUAUUUGGGAUGGCUGGGACUUAUAAUUUGUUAUUUGUGUAUACAUUGGAGUUGUUUCCCACUGUGGUUAGAAAUGCGGCACUUGGAUGCGCAACGCAGGCAGCGCAGAUGGGGGCGAUAUUGACGCCGUUUGUGGUGGUUUUGGGCGGUGGGUUGCCUUUUGCAGUGUUUGGGGUGUGUGGCAUUGCCGGAGGAUUGCUUGCUUUUUGUCUGCCGGAGACUUUGAAUAAGCCGUUGUAUGACACGAUGGGCGGAUUAGAGAAGGGGGAAAAUGCAGAAAAUGAGAAUGCUUAAGAGUUUUUUUUUUAUUUUUUUUGAUUUUUGUAACUCAACUUGGUCAGGUCUAGAAAGCAAGGUCUCGUUUUCACAGCGGGAAGGUAUGAAGCAGACUAUUUCAAUUUUCAACGAAGAAUGUAAAAUUCACAAAAUGGGGAAUUCAGUGAUUCCUCUCUCUCUCCCUCUCUCCAAAGUGCAAUGGUUUGAGGUAGAUGUAACUUGAACCUCCUCUAUUUUUCUUCUACCAGUUUCCAUUGCCUGGAUUUUAUGAUUCCA